Ananas comosus (pineapple) is the source of this 765-nucleotide messenger RNA. Its product is annotated as small nuclear ribonucleoprotein SmD3b-like. Gene Ontology annotation, cellular component: precatalytic spliceosome; U4 snRNP; U2 snRNP. Lineage: Eukaryota; Viridiplantae; Streptophyta; Magnoliopsida; Poales; Bromeliaceae. The transcript is spliced from 6 exons. The record is from RefSeq and is a predicted model, not a curated record. Gene Ontology annotation, molecular function: RNA binding. Bases 1 to 435 code for a protein of 144 amino acids. Gene Ontology annotation, biological process: RNA processing; spliceosomal snRNP assembly.
AUGGACUCUGCCAAUUUCGAAUUUCGAGCUUAUGGGAUAUGUUUCACGGGGAUUAUGCAAGCUGAACUUUUUCUGGCUAUAGAGAAAAAAGCAAUAGCCAAUGGAUGGUAUGGUGGUAAUAAGGUUAAGGUGGGACUGGUUUUGGCCUACUGUGAUCUACUUUCCUUCAGGUUAGCCCCAAAUAAUGUGGUAUCAUCGGAUGGAAAAGUCUCACAACUUGAGCAUGUGUUUAUCCGAGGCAGCAAAGUCAGGUUUAUGAUAAUUCCUGAUAUGCUGAAAAAUGCUCCUAUGUUCAAGCGAUUGGAUGCAAGAAUUAAGGGAAAAGGCUCAGCUAUUGGAGUUGGCCGUGGACGUGCUGUUGCUAUGCGCGCUAGGGCUCAAGCAGCUGGUCGUGGCGGUCCCGGUCGUGGUGCUGUGCCUCCAGUAAGGCGGUAGUCAUCUAGGUUGCCUUGGUUCCUUUGCUUCCUCGCCGGUAGGGAAAUAGAGAUGCUUCAGUAAUGUUUAUGUUGUUGAAUUACUUUUUCGAUCUUCAGUGGCCCCAAAAAAUCUUUGUUACCUCCACCUCGGAAUAUUUUAUAACUCUGUUUCUUGUCGACAAGUUGCACUGUUUAUGUAGGUAUUUUGGAAAACUGCUUUAGAAAUCAGUAGUCUGUGUAAUGCUGAGUUAUCUUUCUUGGCUAAUUUAGACUUUUGCUGGAUGAGCUGAAGUCUGUACUAAAUCGGUGGCAUUGUGAAUGCAGCAGGUUUCUGAAUAUUUUUGCUUCU